CUACCGGAGGAAGCGCCCGUCCCGACUGCACCCGCCGUACCGGUCGCACCAGCCGACCCGGCCGCGCCGAUAUUUGAUCAAAUCGACGCUCUCGCGCAGCCUGCGCUUCCUGCCAUUGAUGGCACUGAUCAGCCGCCCCUGGACCCCACGCUACUUGCAGCCCUCGGUGAAUCUACCUCCGAUACGCCCGAAUACGGAACAAGUGUUCACGAUAGUCUUGCCAAUUUAUGGUUACCUAUUCUAAAGAAAGGUUUGGCUAAAGAAAAUAAGGAGACACUCCUUAAGGAAUAUUUAAUUCCUAAUAAUUGUAAAUUAUUACAAGCGCCAAAGCUUAACGCCGAGAUCUCGGCCGCUGUAACGGAGGUAGUACGUGGACGUGACAAAAAAUAUGUCGCCGUCCAACAACAACUCGGUCGAGGCAUAGCAGCUGUAAGUCGGGCCAUGGAUGUGCUUUUAAAGAGCGAAAACAAAGUCGAAGCCCUCAAAUAUUUGAGUGACGGAUGCCGCAUACUCUCCGAUGCGCAUAAUUUCAUUACAAGAGACCGAAUUAAAUUAAUUACACCCAGCUUGGAGAAAAAUUUUCUUCACGUGAUUCAAGACGCCGAACGGGAUGAAUCCCUAUUCGGAAAUACCUUAUCUGAAAAGAUUAAGGCCAGUAAGGCUAUAGAGCGUCAAGGUCAACAAAUCAAAAAGACUGUCAGUGCACCAAAGCCUGGCACUUCUAAUUCGACGAACACUCGGGCCUUCAUACCACAGGGAAACUGGUCCGGUCCUCCCCGUUAUUCGUCGAACAGGGGGGGGCGAGGAGGGUAUCGCAGGACGAAUCCGUCGCCGGCGACGCGUCGCCCGUACGUCAACACAGCUGCCUCGACGCGGCAGCCAGCGCCGACCAAGUCGCGAGCGCCAGCUCACCAGUAACCCAGGUACAUGCUGGUCGAUUAGCACAUUUUUACAAUUGUUGGUCUAAGAUCACAAAUAACCCUUCUGUUUUAUCUUGGAUAAAACACGGAUUGGAAAUACCGUUAAGUAAGGCUGUACAUCAGCCUUUGGUACCUAAAAAUGUUUUGACGCCAGAAGAUACAAAAGAAAUGAGUAUAGCAAUUAAUAAAUUAAUUAGCUUAGGAGCCAUAAAAAAAUGCGAUCCUAGAA
Messenger RNA from Cydia pomonella (codling moth), 1149 nucleotides. RefSeq lists its product as uncharacterized. Lineage: Eukaryota; Metazoa; Arthropoda; Insecta; Lepidoptera; Tortricidae. The record is from RefSeq and is a predicted model, not a curated record. The annotation marks the transcript as partial. The transcript has a single exon.